Molecule: messenger RNA, 420 nt
Organism: Cetraspora pellucida
Lineage: Eukaryota; Fungi; Glomeromycota; Glomeromycetes; Diversisporales; Gigasporaceae
Source: the annotation of a GenBank genome assembly
AUGUCAGGACGUAGUUCUGAUAUUGCAGGCUAUUUAACGACAGUGUCCAGGAUGCAUCGAGUCAAGGGUUUAGCGGACCCGACUAAAGGUAGUGCAGUGCAAUGUCCGGUAAAUAGUGUUAGAAAAUGGGUAGCACGGGAUGCUGAAGCAGAUUGGCUGAGAGAUCUGUUGUUAGUUGAAGCUAUUAAGUUUUAUUUAGAUUGUCCUCCAGAAAAUAACGAUGAGACAUCCAGGGGAACUUUCAACUUGAAGAAAAAGGACCUUAAGUGGGUUGAUGAUAUCUUGUGGUUAACCAGGAGGUUAGUGUUUAUUGUUCUUGUAACAGUAUUGAGAAUCGAAUCAUUUUGCUUUAGAAAAAGAGGAAAGAGACAUGACGAUGCUCUAUUAGUACCCGUAUGUUGUUUCAUGAAAAGUCACUAG